Messenger RNA from Gadus morhua (Atlantic cod), 7144 nucleotides. It is a transcript of the gene c17h4orf54, whose product is annotated as chromosome 17 C4orf54 homolog. NCBI's taxonomy places the organism in Eukaryota, Metazoa, Chordata, Actinopteri, Gadiformes, Gadidae. The transcript is spliced from 2 exons. The record is from RefSeq and is a predicted model, not a curated record. The coding region runs from base 485 to 5314 and encodes 1609 amino acids.
ACUUCUAAAAUAGCUGUUUUGACAUGUCGUCACCGCGUCUGCAGCACAAUGUUUUAAAACAGCCCCCUGUGACUCAUCUGUCUCCGGCGGAGAUCUCUGCCCCAAAAGUGAGGAAAAAAUAAAAGGCUGCGGGAACCAACCCGAGCAGACAGCGUCGACAUGGAAUGACGGAUGUCUCCGUCGACUUUUUUUUUUAGUACCCUGACUUUAGACUUUAUGUGACGGUUGGGUGGGGAGGACGGCGGGGGGGAUUCAAAAGGCGACCCAGUGCUAUUCAAAACGUCACUCACCACCGAGAACGCGCGCUAACGACCACCGGUAAAGUGCGGCUCGCGUUGCGCGCAAUGCAAUCUGUGCGCGCAAAAGCACCGGUCAGUCCAGUCGAGGAAGGGGGACUGCACGCCGAGAGCAGGACCAAGAUCCGCUUCUAAUCCCAGAAGUGAAGCAGUUUCUGUGUUGUUGAAAAGGCCGUGGAUGUCCAGCGAUGAAGAUCGAGGAGGACACGUGUGCUCAGCGGGGGCCCACCGCUCCUAUGGAUGAUCAGGAUCCGGGGGCCGGUGAUGGGCGGUCGUCCCGAGAGCAGCGACCCGGAGCCGGUCACAAACACAUCAUGCAUGUCACCGAUCAAAAGAGAGCUACUGCCAAAACCGUUAAAGUGUCUGUGCUGAGUGACGGAAAUCCAAAGUCUGUUCUUACGAAAACUAAGAACUGUUGCGCUGAUGCCGUGGGAUCCGAUGGCGGCGACCGAGAGAUGGAAAUCCAAACCCUGAUCAAGGAAAUCAUGGAGAAACAGAAAGAUGAGGAUGUGGAUAAAAUUGUUCCGCAGAGCGGAACGGCUUCAUCUCCUUUUUCCCCAGUUCAUAUCACCGAGGAGUCGGGAAACAAAAAAGACGUCACCGUCCCAUCCCAGCCCCGGCAGGUCACCCUGGCAACCGAGCAAGAAGACCCCGGAGUCAUCGUGUCCCGGGACAAGGACGAGCUCCCCCGUGUGGACAGACCACUUGACUCCGAUGUCCGCGAGGAAGGAGAUCAUGACGAUGAUGGUGAAGAUGAUAACGAUGAUGAUGAUGGCGGUGGGGAUAUUGUUGAUGGAGGUGAUGGUGGUGGUCCUAAUGACGAGGAUGAUGAUGAUGAUGAUGAUGAUGAUGAUGAUGAUGAUGAUGAUACUUUGAUACUUUCCGAUGAAUGCGAGUCGCACUACAUCAGCACGCACGAGAUCCAGCUCGCGGAGCUCUCCGACCACGAGGAGGACGGGCCGGGCGGUGACGUCACGGCGGGGUCCUUGGAAGAAGACCACCAGGUGUACUCCUUCGUGGAUUACGCGUAUUUUACGCACGAUGUCGGCGGAGGGGUGAGGGCCCGGCCUGAUAACGGGUCCCGCCACCUGGACAGUGACCUCCUCAGCUCAGACGGAAGUCUGUCAAAGACCCCGCCAAAGGGACCGUUCCAGCAUCUGUCCAUCAAAACGACCUCCCGCGCUAUAAAUGACCCCGGCAGCGGCCUCCAAGAAAAGCUGAACAAAACCCGUCAUCAACACAUCGACACAUGCACGCGCCCUGGGGACCCGGGGGGCCACGGCCACGUGUUUCAGGGAAGCGACGGCGGGAAAACAGAGACGCUUCGCGGUGGCGCCAAAUGUUUCAUCGCCGCCCCUGGGCGGUUACACUUGGGUCGCGCGUUAAAAGGCAGAGACGCAAACUGCUUCUCCAGCAGCGGCGCGUCCAGCGGGCUGAGCGAACCCGACGACGCGGACCAGGAAGUGCGUCAUCUGACGGGCCGCGCUUUCAAAAGCCUGGCGUACCCUUACCUCGGUGCCAUUCAUUUCAGCAGCUCCAGCGGCGCGACGUCUGCUGCGGCAUCAUCGGACCACGGGGGGCUUGGACUGAACCGGUGGUCCGCGUUCGUGGACCUCAAGUACGACAAGCUCAACAUGGAUCACUUAGUCGCGCGAGGGCAGAACCCGACCUCGGCCUUCGGGGUCGCGCGCACUACAAUGGAUCACGUGAAUAACAACAAUACAGGAUACAAGGGCGUCAUCAAGAUGCCCGCAAACAAACUGUUUACUUUGAACAACAACAACAACUCUGCCUCGCAGAAACAUAUUGAACUCGUGGGGAAAUUUGGCCACGCGCACGGCGGCGUUUUUACGCUCACAACGGAAACGUUGAACUUCAGGUGCAACGUGGAAUCUGGGGGUGGCGAGAGACGCGCGAAAUUCACACAAAGCAAGCCGGGAUCACGUUCCGCGGAUGAUGUUACCGACACCUUGCCCGGCAGGCGGAGGAGGAGCGCAGCGAGGAGCAGCGGGACUCCCUGCUGUAGCGCGGCGGGGGCGACCAUGGACGACACGCAGAACGCCAAGAAAGCUAUGUUCGCCUCGAGCAUUCUCAAAAAUGUCAUCUCCAAGAAAAUGCAAUUCGAGGAAGAGCGCAAAAUGGAGCGCGGGGAGAUCCGCGAGGGCCCGCGCAGCGCAUCGUCGUCCGCUGCCGCGUUUGCGCCUUUGCCGCCGGAGAGCGGUUGCGCCGCGCGUAAAGGCGCGAGGGAGCUGCAGAGACCGAGUUCACGGUUCUCGGAGGCCAGCUCCGAAAGCACCAUUGUGGGCUUGGAUGAGUUGGGGGACAUUGUGGACACGGAUUCUUGCGACACCGUCACCGGUGAGCGCCCGAGAGCAGAAGACCCUAUGAGUCCCGCACAAGGCCCGCUUUUAGAGUGGACGGAUGAGGCUGGAAUGGAUCCUUCUAAACGAGGGGCAUUCGAAGCAGCUAAAAGCACGCUGCUUCGGAGCCAAAAUAGCGCAUUCAGGUCGUGGAGGGACGGCGAGCUAGAGUUUCAAACGGAACAUAAAAGCCAUAAAACUCCAGAGGAGGCUUCGUUUAACGAGCGCCCGGACGGAAGUGGCCCGUGUUCGAAUCCUGAGCAUGAGCUAAGGAAAAUGUCCCAUUUGUUUGUGCCGACUAUCCAGAUAAUGCCCGACGAGUGGGAAGUUGGAACGCAGCCGACCAUGAAUUAUUCGAUGUGCGCGACCGCGUUCGAAGGCGAGAGACGCAGCAUGGACUUGCUCUCCGACAAGCGCUACGACGCAGACUCAAGACGUAUCAAAACAUCCAAAUCACCGGAGAUCAAAAUCAACCUGAGGGCCAAAGAUUAUAAAAAAGAGCCGUUUGGAGCUGCCAACCUGCGGGCUCACCAUGCAGGCAGCAGCGCGCCCGGUUUUACGCGAGCGGAGGACUCCCGGUGCCAAGCUCUUGCAGCCGUUUUGAAGGGUGAGUCCUCCGAUAAGGUUCCUCAUUUCACGGUCAGGGACAUACGUGAUAACAAAGGGAAGUUCCAGACGCCUAUACACCAAGUGAGGGACGUGCGUAAACUGGUGAAAAGUUCCUAUCACUUUGUGUCUUUGGAUAAUAACGACACGAAAUCCAACCUGACGCCCGGCGGUGAUUGGAACGCGGAUCAAAAGCAGAAGCACGGGCUGUAUCGUAACCAGGCCUCGGUAUCCCCAAUCGUGAUAAAAUGCCAGUCGGUGAAUACAAAUAGCAACGGAAAGCAAUCUGGAAAUCUAAUCGACUCGUCGUUUAAAAGCGGAGCAAGCGAGGAGCCCCCGCAGUGUGAGACGGACAGGUUCGACCGUCUGUCCCCAGAGGGCGCCAAAGGGGGCUCUUCGUUAGACCCGCCAGAAGGGAGCCUGGGUUUGAAUGUCGACGCCAACUCUGGCACCUCGUCUUGCCGACAGCCGGAGAAGGUGUCUGACGCCGCGGACAAGAAACCCGAAUCCGGCCCGGAGAACCAGAGCGCCUUGGGGAAGCUCCAGGCGGCGGUGAAGACCAUGGAGCAGCUGUAUGUGUUUGACCACAACGAGUGGAAAAGGAAGAGCGAACCGAGGCCUCUGGCAGCCGCGCGCGAAGAAUUGGAACGCAGCCGACCGGCAGGGAGCAAGGAGGAGCGGGCGGGCCGCGGCUUCCACCACGUGACCCCGUCAGCGUUCCGGGACUCCCCCCGGGCCCACGACUCCGGGUACCACAGAGGGGAGGAGAGGGACCUCCCCAAGCCCUUCCUGCAUCAGCAUCCUGGUAGCCACGACGACCGACUCGGGUUCAAACCCAUCCAGGCGUCGCAGGGCAAGAGCGCGUACGACUUCGGCGGCGCCAAGAAAACCCCGGAAAACCCCGGGAGCGUCAGGGCGUUCCCGCAGCAGCACCCCCUCCCCAGGACCCCGGCGGGCCCCCCCGCCCAGGGCGCAGCCCCCAGGUCCCCCCCGCUGCCCGUCUCCGUGCGGAUCAGCCAGGCGGAGAAGCAGCACGCCCGCUCCGAGCUCCAGAACUACCUCAGCGUCCCCCUGAAGGCCGGGAGCCAGGCGGGCAAGAGGGUCAACUCGGUCCCGCCCUGCAGCGCCUCCAGCGGGGACAAGACCCUCUACACCCUCAGCGGCGCUGGGGGCCACGGGCCCCGGCCCCGCACCCCCCCCAAGCAGUUCGUCCCCUGGGCCGCCGCCGCCGCCGCCGCCACCCGUUCCCCGGAGCGGCCCGCGCCUCCCGCCCCGCCGCCCGCCCCGUCGGUGGCGGCCCCCCUCUACAGCCCCUUCCCUCUGGGGAUGGUCCCGGCCCAGCAGCAGGUGUUCUGCUUCUCCCCCGCCGCCAUGAGCCCGGGGCCGAUGGAGCCCUUCCAGCAGCAGGCCACCCAGAGGAAGAUGCUCCUGGACCCCACCACGGGGAACUACUACCUGGUGGACACCCCGGUCCCGCCCGCCACCAAGAGGCUCUACGACCCCGAGACGGGCCAGUACGUGGACUUCCCCAUGCCUCAGCCCCCCAUGACCCCCAUGACCCCCAUGACCCCCAUGACCCCUAUGACCUCCAUGACCCCUAUGACCCCUAUGACCUCCAUGAGUCCCAUGUCCCCCAUGACCUCCAUGACCCCCGUGCCCAUGGGGAUGUCCCCGAUGGCCCUCGGCCCCCCCGGGGCCUACGGCCACACCUACAUGUUCUACCCGGGCUUCAUGCCCGGCCUGGUCCCCGGCAGGACGCUCUCCCAGCCGCCCCAGAUGAUGUGCGUGUCCCAGGCCGAGGGUCCGACGGCGGCGGGAGGCGGGGACCACCCCAACGCCGGGGCCUACGCCGAGAGCCCCUACUACCUGGCCACGGGCCCGUCGCCGCAGCAACGGCGCCAGGCCCCGCCCCCGCCGCCGCCGCAGGGGCCGAUGGGCGGGAAGCCGCCGCCGGUGAUCAGCAUGUCGUCGUCCCAGCAGGGGGCGCCCCGCAUCGUGGCCCCGCCCUCCUUCGACGGGACCACCAUGAGCUUCGUGGUGGAGCACCGGUGAACGGGGGGGACCUGACCUUUGAGGGGCUGAAGGCCUGCGUGUGGCUUUGCCACGCAAAGCCGUGCCAAUCGCUUGACCCCUACGGAUUGUUCCCGUACGAGGAAGAGGAAGAGGAAGAUAAGGGUGCCUCAGCGGCCGCGUUGAGUUCUCCACGGCAACGCCUCCUCCGUCCCGUCGGAGGUCGUAGGUUGUAGGUCGAAGAAAGGUGGCAGAACGGUUGACGUUUGCGUUUGUUGGUUGAUUUGCACGAGAAAUGCUUUCCGGCUUUCUACCUUUGUUGCCACUUUGUUUCACAAAUGGAAGUAUAUCCACUCUCUAAGGCACGUUUUGCAAUACGUUUUGUACCCUUAAAGCUUCAUUGCUUUACAGAAUGUAUUUUCCGAUAGCUAAACGGUGAUCGGCACUCCUUGACAAAGAAGAUCCCAGGAUUUGCAUUACAAAUAGAUUUAUUGAGGUUUUCAGUGGCAUGCAUUCAUUUGUAACAAGUCAAAUGUAUUUUUCUAUACUUUCAUAGCAUUAACAAUACUUCAGAUAUAUUCAGAUGUUUCAGCUGUUGAGUGAAUUGCCAAAAAGGAUGACUUUGAGAUAUUGCUGCCCGCUACACUGUUUGAACUCUUACACUUUACAUUUUUCAUUUGUUUGUGUUGUUUUGUAUUCAGAGGCGUAGGGAACCGAAAAGUGGAACUGCAGGCCAGUCCAUGCCAACGCCAUUCUGAAGCUUCUCAGGGGGGGGGGGGGGGGGGGGUUACCGAUGCUAAGUCCACAGCCAUACACAGAUCUUCCCUGCCCACUCCCUCAUCCACUCUUAAGUCGUAUUCUUAGAGGAAAUCUAUACUCAAAUGGCUGCAAUAGUUUUUAAAAUAACAGUGUGUGUGUGUGUGUGUGUGUGUGUGCGUGUGUGUGCGUGUGUGUGUGUGUGUUUGUGUCGAAACCCCAUUAUUUUUAAAGACAUGAUUGCCUUUUUGCUAAAAUGGCCGGCGUUGUAUUAAAGAGAAAGCUGUGUUACUGAAUGCUUGUGUGGAUAGGAAGUUGUUUACAGGAGGGCUAACUGAUACUGCGUCAUCUCCUCAGCUGCCUCCCUAUUGGGCUCUUUUGUUGAUUCAAAGUCUAAACUGUUUACUGUGAUGCGUGAAUAGGCAAAUGCUUAGUCUGGAAUACUUAUUUUUUUAAGGAAAAUUCACAUUUUGGAAGAGGUGCAACGUUUUGUAAAGUAGAUCAUAUUUGUCUUAGAUUAAUUAAAGUAGAUAUGUUGUUUUUUUUGUUUUAUGUCUCUGUACAUGCAUGUGUUGCUAAUCUGUAUCCUUUUUUACUGCUUGAUAAUUGAUCUGUCCGUCUGAAUAGAGUAUCCACUGGAAAUGAUUGCUUAGAUAUACCGCAUACAGCAUGUGUUGUCAACGUGUAUUUCCAAUACAGAAAACUUUUCAGACAUUCAAGGGAAAAUAUAACCUGGUACGAUAAGAAAUGGUAGAUGCAAUAUAGAUGAUGAAUGAAGGAUGGAUAAAGUGAAAAUAAAGCUCAAAAACACAAUUGAAACAAAUUGUUUGACUAUACGUUACAAACUGAGUACACCUAUGAUGAAUGUGAACAGAUCAUGUGUUGAUAUCUACUGCUGCUGAACAAUGCAAACAUACUAUUCAACUUCAGUUCAACCUGUAUGAAUACGUUGUAGAAAUUAAUCAUAAAACCAUAAAAACCUGUGAUAGCAUAGCAGAUAUCAACAUAGCUACGUUGACAUCACAUUACCAUCAGCCUACUCUUGUUCACUUCUUCAUGGUUUGUCCCACAGUGUAUGGGUACUUGUGCCAGUGCUUUGGAACUCAUUCAAAUCCA